This is a messenger RNA of Entrophospora sp. SA101, 585 nucleotides long. The record is from the annotation of a GenBank genome assembly. Lineage: Eukaryota; Fungi; Glomeromycota; Glomeromycetes; Entrophosporales; Entrophosporaceae.
AUGGGUAUUACAUGUGUAUUACUUGUUAGCAAUGGAGGGUAUCAAGAUUUGGUAGAUUUGAGUGAACGAAUAAUAUCAAAUUUGUCAGGUAAACUUUUAGAUAAUUGGAAAAUCAAUGCAUUGCUGCAACAACAACAAUCAAUGUAUACCAUAUCAUUUAAUAGUGGUGCUCUUAAAGAUAAAUUUUAUUGUUUGGUAGAUGAUAUUAUUGUAGAAUCUGAUAGAGAAAUGGAAGGAAUAUUGAAAAGAUUAAAAAAUCUUUGGAUGAGUAGACAAAUGGCUCAAUUUGAGGGACAAACAUAUAGCAUUGGUGAUUUUGUUAUACGUGCAGCUAAUGCUUCAAAUUCACCACAAAAAGGAAUGUUAAUUGAAAUAGAAUAUUUGCCAACACUCAAUUAUAAAUCAGCAAUACCAUUAUUAAAAGAAUUUAUUACAAUUUUACUACCUGAUGUUAAAACUUUGUCAUGGAGUCCAGGAUCUGAAAUGGAAAAUUUUAAAAAAGUUGGAUUAUCAGAAACAGAUUUCUCUAGAACACAUACUGCUCAUCAAUAUAUUAUGUUAUUUAAAAAUAACAGUAUUUUGUAG